Messenger RNA from Carica papaya (papaya), 2668 nucleotides. Its product is annotated as phospholipase A1 PLIP2, chloroplastic-like. The record is from RefSeq and is a predicted model, not a curated record. Gene Ontology annotation, molecular function: glycerophospholipid phospholipase A1 activity. Lineage: Eukaryota; Viridiplantae; Streptophyta; Magnoliopsida; Brassicales; Caricaceae. Gene Ontology annotation, biological process: lipid metabolic process.
UAUAUGUAUAUAAACGUGUACAUAUGUUAUGUCCUCUUUCUUUAAGAUUUGAUCGAGCAAGAAACGGCAAGAAGAGGACAACAGCCUGAAAAUUCAAAGCUUGUGGGUGCACGUUAACGCCUGAAGAGUGGGAGAAACAAACAUUUACAUAUACAUUCAAACAGAGUUGUAUCUAUAUAUUGAUCGAGGGAGAAACAUUUACAUAUACAUUCAAACGGACAUUGAAAGCAAACAAGAAGAGUAAAUGGAUGCUCUGUGCUUGAACACGGGGGUUAAUGCUAUUGCUUCGACGAUCUCUGUCGGUGGAGCGCUCGAUAUCCGUACUUGUGCACCGCAGUUGACCGCGGUGAGCCGGACCGCGGCUGAUAAAACAGCGCCCGCGGCAAAGCAUCAGAAAGCGGCGUCGUCGAGGUUCUCUUUCAGGUAUCCUUUAAAGUCUUUGUGGCUGGGCGGAAGGGAUACGGAUAAAAGAAAUAACGGGCUUGCUCUGGAUGACGCCGUUCUGGUGGAUAACGGAGAUGGCAGAAGGGGCGUCGUUGAGGAUAGCGAGAUUGGAGAGAUUGGGUCCGCACAGGAGAGAAAUGGGAACUGGGUGAUGAAGAUUUUGUACCUACGCUCGCUCUGGAAAGACGAGGAACAGAGGGAGAGUGGUGGGGGGGAAUCGGAGGGAGAGAAGGGGAUAAAUGGCAUCGUUAAUGGUGAUAAAAGCGAUUGUAAUGGUGACGCCUCUAGGGACGAUAGUGAUAGGGUUUGUGAUGAAUGUAGAGUAGAUGAUGAUGACGACGAAAAAGAGUUGCAGUUUGAUAGAGAUUCGUUUUCGAGCAUGCUGAGGAGAGCUUCUCUAUCUGAAGCGAAGCUAUAUGCCAAAAUGUCCUACCUGGGGAACUUGGCGUACUCAAUUCCAAAAAUCAAGCCAGGAAAUCUCUUGAAAUAUCAUGGUCUACGAUUUGUAACUUCAUCAAUAGAGAAGAGAGAAUUGGCAAUUAAAGCCGAUAAAAAUGAGGUUUCAGUUGAAAACGAAGAAGAAGGAUCUCUCCCAAACGAUAAACUAGAAGACAGGGAGCAGAAUAGAAGUGGUUAUCGGAUAAGUGCCUCUACUGCAUAUCAUAUAGCAGCCUCAGCAGCUUCUUAUCUGCAUUCUCAUACAAAGAGCAUACUGCCAUUCAGAUCCUGGAAGACUGAGAACUUGCUUGAAACCACGAGUGAAAGUGGUGACAUUGCUAUGAAGUCAGAUGUGGCUGAUCUGAUGGCUACCACUGACUCAGUGACAGCUGUUGUUGCUGCAAAGGAGGAAGUAAAGCAGGCUGUUGCAGAUGAUUUAAAGUCAACAAAGUCAUCACCCUGUGAAUGGUUCAUCUGUGACGAUCUGAAUGGCUCAAGAUUUUUUGUGAUCCAGGGGUCCGAGUCGUUGGCAUCCUGGAAAGCAAAUUUACUUUUUGAACCUAUUCAGUUUGAGGAUCUGGAUGUUCUUGUACAUAGAGGUAUAUAUGAGGCUGCGAAAGGAAUUUAUGAACAGAUGCUGCCUGAAGUCCGCGCCCACCUUAAAUCUCAUGGAAACCGUGCUACUUUUCGAUUCACUGGGCAUUCAUUAGGAGGAAGCUUGUCACUCCUUGUAAAUCUCAUGUUGCUUAUAAGGGGUGAAGUACCGGCUUCCUCCUUACUUCCAGUUAUAACAUUUGGUUCACCAUGCAUUAUGUGUGGAGGUGACUGGCUUCUUCGAAAACUUGGGUUGCCUCGCAGCCAUGUUCAGGCAAUUACAAUGCAUAGAGACAUUGUGCCCCGUGCCUUCUCUUGCAAUUAUCCUAAUCAUGUUGCAGAGUUUCUGAAGGCCGUCAAUGGCAACUUUCGGAAUCAUCCUUGUCUCAAUAAUCAGAAACUAUUGUUUGCCCCAAUGGGAGAGCUUCUGAUUUUACAACCAGAGGAGAAAUUCUCUCCACAUCAUCAACUUCUUCCUUCUGGCAGCGGUUUGUACUUCCUAAGCUAUCCACUUUCAGGCAGCAAAUCCUCAGAGAAAGAUCUCCGAGCUGCAGAGAUGGCAUUCUUAAACUCACCACACCCUUUAGAGAUACUAAGUGACCGUGGUGCAUAUGGUUCUGAAGGAUCAAUCCAGAGAGAUCACGAUAUGAAUUCUUAUCUAAUCUCAGUGAGGGGCAUAAUUCAUCAAGAGUUAAAUCGCAUAAGGAAGGCCAAAAGAGAGUACCGCCGCAAAGUUUGGUGGCAACUAUUGGCCCCGAGCAGCAUUAGCACCGGGAUCAUUAUGGGGAGGCCCGUUGUUAAAGCGGGACAAGAACAGUUCAACUUCUCUGGUAUCCUACAAACCGGGAGAGAAUCAUUGAAGCGGUUCAGCCGGCUCGUGACGUCACAGCAAAUGCAUUUGCUUGUUGUGUUCUUGUUACCUGCAAGGCUGUUUCUGCUGGGAACAUGCAGCGUGAUUAGUUUCAAUUAAGCCAGCUUAUUUGGUUUGGCACUUAGUGUUUACUUUGAAUUUUAGAAGAAUGUAUAGGUGGAGGCGGCAUGUGGGUUGCCAGCUUGCUUAGAUGAUUCUUUAUUCAUUGACUUGACUCUUUUGCCAAAAGAGAAAAGUUCAAAUUGUAUUCUUGUUCUUGACAGAAGGACUUUGAGAAAUAAUUGGAAAUGGAAUAUAAAGGGAAAAAGGAAAUAGCUAAAA